Lindgomyces ingoldianus is the source of this 1563-nucleotide messenger RNA. RefSeq names its product general substrate transporter. The transcript has 5 exons. The record is from RefSeq and is a predicted model, not a curated record. Gene Ontology annotation, cellular component: membrane. Gene Ontology annotation, molecular function: carbohydrate:proton symporter activity. The coding region runs from base 1 to 1563 and encodes 520 amino acids. Gene Ontology annotation, biological process: carbohydrate transport; transmembrane transport. NCBI's taxonomy places the organism in Eukaryota, Fungi, Ascomycota, Dothideomycetes, Pleosporales, Lindgomycetaceae.
AUGCAGCAGACUCUCGAGCAUGGCAUCACCGUCGACGAGGCCACCCAUCUUGCAGACCAGACUUCUAGUGUCAAGUAUUCGCCAUGGACGCCGCACAUGUUCCGCCUCUACGGCGUGCUGCUGUGCGCGUAUUUCUGCGCUUGUCUGAACGGUUACGAUGGCUCGGUCAUGGGCGGCUUGAACGCCAUGACCUCCUAUCAGAAGUACUUUAACAUGAAGUCAGCUUCUGCAAGCACGGGAUUUGUUUUUGCCAUUUACAACGUCGGAGUCAUUUGUGCCAUCCCAUUUGUGGGGCCUACCAACGACUACUUUGGGAGACGCGCUGGCAUGUUUAUAGGAUCGAUCAUUGUACUUGCUGGCGCCUGUGUCAUCGGCUCAUCGUCCACCCAUGCCGCCUUCCUGGCUGGACGGUUCGUACUCGGAUUUGGCGUUGCCUUCUGCAACGUCAGCGCCCCCAUCUAUGUUGGCGAAAUCGCCCAUCCGGUGUGGCGUGGAACAAUGAUGGGUGUUUACAAUUCAUUCUGGUCUGUCGGUUCCAUUGUGGCCUCCUGGGUCGUCUACGCCGCCGCCCGCAUGGAGGGGCGACAAGUCUGGCGCAUCCCGCUGUAUUGCCAGCUUAUAUCUGCCAGCAUCGUUGCCAUUUUCGUCUGGACGCUGCCGGAAAGCCCUCGAUGGCUCAUCGCCAACGGACGCAACGAAACCGCUCGAAACGUCCUGGCUGAGUACCACGGCGAAGGAGACCGCGACCAUCCUCUUGUUAAGUUGGAGAUGGCAGAAAUGGAGAAUAUGAUCUCGACGGAAGCCUCCGACAAGAAAUGGUGGGACUAUCGCGAGCUGCUCAACACGCGUGCAGCGAGACGCCGUAUGUUUUGCGUUGUCACCAUGGCGGCCUUUGCACAGUGGUGUGGCAAUAGCGUCACGAACUACUACAUGCCGGUUAUGCUCGAAAAUGCCGGAAUCACGUCGCAGAGCAAGAAACUCAUGCUGAACGCCAUAUACCCCGUUAUCACCUUCCUGGCCACUCUGAUCGGCGCGUGGUUCAUGGAUAAGUUUGGCAGAAGAAGGCUGCUGAUGACGUCUCUCGUCUUCUGCAUCAUCUGCUUCUCCAUCAUCACGCCGACGUCCAAGCUGGCCGCCGAGAACCCGUCCAAAAGCACGGCCGCUAACACAUCCAUUGCCUUCAUCUACCUCUUCGGCAUCUCAUAUUCGGUCGGAUGGUCGCCGCUCUCGCCCAUGUACAUUGUAGAAUGUCUCGAGACCAGCACUAGGGCAAAGGGUAAGUCCGUAGCGCAGUUUGUCACUGCGCUCGCUAGCUUCGUCAUCCAGUAUUCGUCCGGCCCCGCCUUCGAACACAUCAAGUACUACUUCUACAUUGUUUUCAUAGGCUGGGAUUGCAUCGAAUUUGUCGUCAUCUACCUCUUCUGGCCCGAGACCAAUGGACGCACGCUGGAAGAGCUGGACGAGGUGUUCAAGGCGAGGAAUCCCGUCAAGAAGAGCCUGGAACCCAAGAACGUCCAGACCAUCAUCAACGCUGCGGAUGCGCAGAAGACUGUGGCAAACUAG